UUUCAGGCUUCCAAAAAAUGUAGAGAAAAGAAAUCGAUGGCUUGCGAUACGUAAAACAAAAAUACGUAAUUUUACACAUACUGCUACGUCAGUAAUAUGCAAUCAACAUUUUGAAAAAGAAUGUUAUUACGUAACGGCCACCGGCAAGUUUAUGAUAAAACCUGAUGCUGUACCAACAAUAUUUAAUUCAUCAUUAAAAGCAAACUAUAAUAUACAUGAUACGAAUGAGGAGAUGCAGCCGCAAAAUACAUGCAAUGAAAAUGAAAAUAUUAUAAUAGAAGCAUCCAGUACAUAUUGUGAGGAAGAACGUGCAGAAUCUAUCUGCAAAGAAUCAAUUCCGGAAACAACUACACAAGGAACAACAAUCAUGGGUCAUUUAUCAAACAAGUCUACUCAGAAAAAACAUCGUCAAAACAUACAACGCAUUCGAAGCAAAUUGAAUAAAUUGAUAACUUUUAAGAAUCAAUAAAUAAUUUAUUUACAAUUAAA
This is a messenger RNA of Ooceraea biroi (clonal raider ant), 489 nucleotides long. RefSeq lists its product as uncharacterized. The record is from RefSeq and is a predicted model, not a curated record. Lineage: Eukaryota; Metazoa; Arthropoda; Insecta; Hymenoptera; Formicidae.